Messenger RNA from Eruca vesicaria subsp. sativa (arugula), 1809 nucleotides. NCBI's taxonomy places the organism in Eukaryota, Viridiplantae, Streptophyta, Magnoliopsida, Brassicales, Brassicaceae. The record is from the annotation of a GenBank genome assembly.
AUGGAUGGCCCUUUUCCUGUUAAAGAACUGAGAAACUUGUCAAACUUGGAACUGCUGGAUCUGAGUGGAAAUGGAUAUAAUAACAACUCCAUGCCAGUCGUUUGUGGAAUGAAGAAUCUCCAGGACCUCUACCUCCAUGGAAAUUACUUUGCCGGCGAGCUACCUCUGUGUCUUGGUAGCUUGAACAAGCUACAGGUUCUUGACCUUUCACUAAACCAAUUAAGUGGAACUCUACCAUCUAGUUUCAGUAGCCUCGAGUCCCUCGAAUAUCUGUCAUUAUCAGAUAACAACUUCACAGGCUUGUUCUCCCUCAGCUCCCUUGCCAACCUCACAAACCUCAAGGUGCUCAAACUUUCAUCAACAUCUGAUAAGGUCCAAUUAGACACAGAGAGUACCUGGCUGCCUAAAUUUCCACUAAGUAUUGCUUCUCUACCUUUCUGCGGCUUGAAGAAGAUCCCAAACUUUCUCAUGUACCAGAAGAAGUUGCAUCUACUUGAUCUAUCCAGCAACAGAAUAUCCGGAACAGGAGCUUCCUGGCUCUUGGCUAAUAAUCCAGAACUUGAAGUUGUACAGCUGCAGAAUAACUUAUUCACUGUCUUCCAGAUUCCUACAAUAGUCCAUAAGUUGCAGUUCUUGGAUUUUUCAGAAAAUAAUAUCAACGGAGUAGUGCUCCCUGAUGGUUUUGGACAUGUGCUUUCAAAUCUGGUACAUAUGAAUGGCUCUCAUAAUGGUUUACAAGGGAUGUUUCCAUCUUCUUUUGGUGAGAUGAAGAACAUAUCAUUCCUGGACUUGUCUCAUAACAAUCUCUCUGGAGAGAUACCUAGAAGUUUAUUCACUGGCUGUUAUUCAUUACAAAUUCUUCACCUUUCUCACAACAAAUUUACUGGUCAUGUUCUUCCAAGACAGACGAACCUAACAUCAUUGGUAGUGUUGUGGAUGGAUAACAAUUUAUUCACAGGGGAGAUCGGUAAAGGUUUGCUUACCCUGGUUAACUUGUCUGUACUUGACAUGUCAAACAAUUUUCUCAGAGGUGAUGUUCCAAGUUUGAUACCAAACUCAUCUGAUAAUAUGUUUAUUUUAUUGUUAUCAAACAAUCUCUUAGAAGGUACGAUACCGUCUUCUCUCUUGGCUAAUCAACAUCUCAACUUUCUUGACCUCUCUGGGAACUUAUUAUCCGGAGCCUUGCCGUCAUAUAAAAGUUCUAUGUAUGGGAUAAAGUUGUUCUUACAUAACAACAACUUCACAGGGGAGAUACCAAGAACAUUGUUGGAAAAUGCUGAGAUACUUGAUCUGAGGAAUAAUAAACUCUCUAGGAGUAUCCCACAGUUUGUCAAUACCAUGGACAUGAGAAUCUUUUUGUUGAAGGAUCUUUCAAACAACAAGCUAAGUGGAGGCAUACCUUCUUGCCUCCAUAAUUUAUCAAUUGGAUCAGGAGAGUAUGAGGAGGUGAGGAAUGGAGUCUCUGAGGCAUAUGGCUUUGUACUAAGCCUUCAUUGGGAACUUUACAGAUCAACAUUUGUGGUGGAUGAGUUCAAGUUAGACUAUGAAACAUAUAUGAGUUUUGAAAUCCAGUUUGCAGCAAAGCAAAGGUAUGAUUCAUACACUGAAGAGUCUGAGUUCAGUAGAGGAACACUUGAUUUUAUGUAUGGUUUGGAUCUUUCUAGCAAUGAGUUAAGUGGUGUUAUCCCAUCAGAGCUUGGAGAACUAUCGAAACUACGAGCCAUGAAUCUAUCUCGGAACUUCUUGUCGGGCUAUAUACCGGAUAACUUCUCAAAACUGAAGGAUAUUGAGAGUCUUGAUCUUUCUUAA